GGAUGUAUAUCCUUACACUAUAUAAACAUAUGAAUUAGGUUUUUUUUCUGUUGGCCACUUUAUCACUGUUAAGGUUUUGUAGACAUGUUACGACUUAUUAACUCGAAAAACUCUUUUGCUCACCAUGGUCUCUGCUUGUUUAAAGGGAUAGAGAGGAACAUUCAGCAAGGUAUUUUUCAACAGCGAUUCUAUGCGAAAGAUGUUAAAUUUAGGACAGAGGCAAAGACUUUACUCCUCUCGGGCGUGGACAAAAUUACCGACGCGGUGUCGGUGACACUUGGCCCGAAGGGUCGGAAUGUCAUUCUGCAAGGGCCUUGGACCCCGAGGGUGACGAAGGACGGUGUGACAGUCGCCAAAAGCAUCGAAUUGUCCGACCCGUAUGAGAAUCUCGGCGUUAAAAUUAUAAAAGACGUGGCGAAAAACACGAAUCGGAAGGCCGGAGACGGAACGACGACCGCCACCGUACUGGCGAGGGCGAUAGCGAAAGAAGGUUUCGAAUCCAUCCAAAAAGGUGCAAACCCGAUAGAAAUCAGGAAGGGUAUUAUGAUGGGUGCGGAAGUCGCCCGGGACCACCUUUCAGCGAUAUCCAAAAGGAUUGAAUCGGUAGAAGACUACGAACACGUAGCAACGAUUUCGGCGAACGGCGAUAGAGAAAUAGGACAAUUAAUCGCAAAAGCCCUCAAAAACGUUGGAAAAGAAGGUGUCAUCACAGUGAAAGAAGGUAAAAAGUUAAAAGACGAAAUCGAGAUGAUUAAGGGGUUAAAGUUAGACAGUGGAUACGUUUCAGCCGCUUUUGUAAACACCAAAGCAGGUGAUAAGGUAAAAUUUGAAAAUUGUCUCAUUUUUCUUUGCGACUCUAAGGUUUCAAGCCCCAAAGCGUUGAUUCCGGUAUUGGAUCUCGCUGUCGUGAAGAAAAAGCCUUUACUCUUGGUGGCGGAAGACUUCGAACAGCAAGUUCUGUUUCUUUUGAUUUUGAACAACAAACUCAAUCGCGGCUUAAAAGUGGUCGCGGUGAAAUCUCCGGGAGUGGGAAAUUUCAAAAAAGAUACCUUGUCGGACUUGGCCUGUGUUACUGGAGGAAAAGUGUUUGGAGACGAAUCAUGCGAUAAGAACAUGAAAGCUGUGGACUUUUCCUUCUUCGGCACAGCGGGAGAGGUCAUCGUUUCCAAAGAGGAGACUCUGGUGUUAAAGGGAAAAGGUAAACAAACGGAAAUAAACGAAAGAGCAGAACAAAUACGGGAAAUGUUGAAUGAAGCGCCGAAUAAUCUCGAGAAGGAAAGACUGAAAGAAAGACUGGCCAGAUUGUUGAAUUCCAUCGCCAUUAUACAUAUCGGAGGCGGGAGCGAUGUGGAGGUCACAGAGAGGAAAGAUCGCGUCGAAGACGCUCUACAGGCGACGAGGGCGGCUCUGGAAGAAGGUAUCGUACCCGGAGGAGGAGUCGCACUGCUCGCCUGCGUCGACAAAGUGAAAACAAUCGAGCCCGAGAACGAAGAUCAAAAGAUCGGCCUGAAAAUUCUCGUCAACGCUUUGAAAUCGCCGUGCAUGACGAUCGCGGAAAACGCCGGCGUCAACGCGGGUGCAGUCGUGGAAAAGCUGUUGAAGAUGCCGCCCAACUUCGGAUACGACGCAAUGAAGGACGAGUACGUCAACAUGAUCGACGCCGGAAUCAUAGAUCCGGCAAAAGUCGUGAAGACUGCUCUUUACGACGCCGCUGUCGUAGCUUCCCUACUCACUACGACAGAUGCUGCUGUUACCUUCGUUUUCGACGGAGACGAGAUUGUUCUAUGAAACUAGCCAACACACCAUGCUAUUUACCAUACCUACUACGCUAUUUUUUACCCAUUUUCAAAUUGAAAUCAAAUGGAAAAUAAAUGUUUAAAUAA
Cimex lectularius (bed bug) is the source of this 1883-nucleotide messenger RNA. RefSeq names its product 60 kDa heat shock protein, mitochondrial-like. Gene Ontology annotation, molecular function: protein-folding chaperone binding; ATP binding; ATP-dependent protein folding chaperone. The transcript has a single exon. Gene Ontology annotation, biological process: protein refolding; protein import into mitochondrial intermembrane space; apoptotic mitochondrial changes. Gene Ontology annotation, cellular component: mitochondrial matrix; mitochondrial inner membrane. NCBI's taxonomy places the organism in Eukaryota, Metazoa, Arthropoda, Insecta, Hemiptera, Cimicidae. The record is from RefSeq and is a predicted model, not a curated record. The coding region runs from base 85 to 1788 and encodes 567 amino acids.